UCUAUCAUUUUAUGUAACGCUAUUUUUCAGGACAAAUAAAAAACAUUAAGUACACUGAAAUAAACAGCUGCUGAAGGUACGGCCCUCCUCACACUGUAUUACUAUUGAGAUGUGUCGCAAAUAACGUUCUUCAGGAAGCUUUUUUAUGUGUGUGAUGCUCGUACGCUUAAAACCCAUGAGAUGAGAAGGGCUGUGCGCUCUUUGCCUUAAACGAAAACACCUCAACUGUACUGAAAUCAUCUUACAACGAAUUGUGUUAGGAUAUCAGAUCACCAGCGUCCACUCUGAACAAGGCAGCUCUGUUCACCGAGGAGCCACGAAACUCGAGAUCACCGUGACCCCGCUGGCGUGUGGACAGCUUUAUUUCAAGUCUACUAAAACCAAGUUUUACUUUAUAUGAUUAUUAACCUGGCUUUAUAGAGGUGAUAGUCAAUUAUGAAUUCAACAACAGCAUUCUGAGAACUUUAAGCUGUAUUCUAAUUGUGGACAUUAACUUUAAUAUAAACAUCGUCAUUCCACGAAAUCUUCCGUUCUGAAACUAAAAUAGAUUUUAACUCAAUAAAUUGCAUUGAUCCAUCUCAAACGUUUAAUAGGCCUAUGUGUUGUUACAGUUUUAAUGUUCAUUCAGGGGUUAUUGGCCUUGUGCUUAAGGUCAUGACAAUUCAAUGUUUAUUAGAAAUAGAAUUAUUUGAUAGGCUUUGUUUAUCUGAGAUAGUUUUUCUAAUGAUUGUUUUCUUUAAAAAAAAAAAAUCUAUUAUCAAUUACUUAAUUGGCCUACUAUUUUGGACAAUCGUAACAAAACAUAAAAUGGUUGAGGGAGGAGAUAUUUGGCUUUGAAGAGUUUAUGAUGACGUGUCAUAUUAAGGUUUUUUUUUUUUUUUUUUUUUUUUAAUGGAACUGUCCCUGAGGGGGCGUUUUUGACGCAUAACUUGAAACUAAAAUCUAAAAAAUACAUAAAAUAAAUAUAGGCUACUUUUCUAAUGGAUUAUUUUAUCCAGGCCUGCUUUUUUAAAUCAAAGUGUGCAUAUUUGCUAAAAGCCUACAGCAAACAAAAAAUAAAAUAAAAUGUCUUCACGAUUUGUGUUGAUGUGUUAAGAAAAAUACAAUUCGUUUGUGUUAUCAUUUUAUGUUCAGCCUACACAUAUGAAGAACUCGAAAUGUCCCCUUGUGCAUGAUCCAUAUGUAAACGCACAACAAAUUAAAUAAGCAGUCCCUAAAUUGAUCAAACAAAUUAAAUAAAACCGUGUGAGGAAAAUAUUAAACUUUUUGCUAACAGCAAGUCCUGCGCAAAUCAUAAGCUAGAGAAGGCACAGGCCGGGUUACUGUCUCCUCGUUUCCUCUCCCCCUGCAGCUAGGGAUUGAGUAACACAUUGAUAAAACAGUGUAUCACUUAUCCUGAUAGCCACGGCUCCCCCCGGACCUGUCUGUCCUCUCGUAGAGGGGCGGACCAAUCACAGGCCUAAGGCUUGGUAGUUGUUCCUUUAAAGCACCUGUCUUCAUAACACCUGGCAGACGAGAGAAUUGCUUUACGCAUGCUCCCACUCUGCCGUAUCCUCUAUACAGACGCGCUGCUCUUCAACCAUUGGUCUUCAAAUCUUUUCAGAGAUAAAAAAGCCGCCGCAUCUGUGGAUCUGACAGAUUGCCUGAUCUUCACUAAUGACUGAGGACAUCGAAAGAAGGAACCAGAGGAGACACAAUGCCUAGGUCUUUCUUAGUGAAGAGCAAAAAAGCACACAGCUACCACCAGCCACGAUCUUUGGAAGAUGACUACAACAGACUUGAUACUAUUUUAGCUCAUAUAUGUGCAGAAAGCAAAACUUCAGACGAGUCAGAGUGCUGUACGGAUGCCCUGACAGGAGACACGACUGGUGCUUUUUCACCGGACUCUCACCUGGUGGAUCAAGCUGAUCUUUCCUCCAAGUCUCCUCUCAGCUGUGGGGGAAGCGUGUGCGACCGCUCGUCAGAUUACGAAGACUUUUGGCGACCUCCAUCACCAUCAGCAUCACCGGAGUCAGCAAAAUCUUUUUCACCCUCCGUUGAGGAAACACAGCCUUUCGCCGUCCCUUUCAGGCCUUACGCGUGGAGCAGGUACUCGGGAUGUGAAAUCAGACAGCUGGUACAGCAUACUCUCAAUCAUCACCACUCUCUCGAGCGGCCUACACCUCCAGCCUAUUACAAUGACCGCGUGGCCGAGCCCUCUCUUUUCACCGAACGAGGAUCUGGCGCAGGUAUUUACGGCUCCACUGCCACCCUAUUCGAGCGCGCCACUACCUCUGGAUUUUAUGAUGACAGCAGCAUACUGGGAAAAGGAACUGAGAUAAAGUCCAGUUCUGAUGUGAUGUGUAGUCGUCUCCUGCUCAAUGGAGCAUACAAAUGUAUAAAAUGCAGCAAGGUGUUUUCUACACCACAUGGCUUGGAAGUUCACGUCCGAAGGUCGCAUAGUGGAACAAGACCUUUUGCUUGCGACAUCUGUGGGAAAACGUUCGGACACGCGGUCAGUCUGGAACAACACAGAGCUGUUCACUCACAGGAGAGAAGUUUUGACUGUAAAAUCUGUGGGAAAAGUUUUAAAAGAUCAUCCACUCUGUCCACUCAUCUUCUCAUCCACUCCGAUACAAGACCCUACCCAUGCCAGUACUGUGGAAAGCGAUUUCACCAGAAAUCAGAUAUGAAGAAACACACAUUCAUCCACACAGGGGAAAAGCCACACAAAUGCCAGGUGUGUGGGAAAGCUUUCAGUCAGAGCUCCAAUCUGAUAACGCACAGUCGAAAACACACUGGAUUCAAACCGUUUGGAUGUGACCUCUGCGGCAAAGGAUUCCAGCGCAAGGUCGAUUUAAGAAGACACAAAGAAACACAACACGGACUGAAGUUAGGAAACAUUGCUUCAUGAGUCAAGGACUUCAGCUAACACUAUUUGAAAACCCAUCGGAACUUUAACAGGCUUUUUGAUUUAGCAAGCUACAAAUGCUCAUUCAUAAAACAUUAAAUCACUGUUUUAGAGUAGGCGACUAAUAGCGUUUACAUUAGUUGUGGAACUGUUUAUGCUUUGUGAGAUUUGCCUACGAGUCAGCAGCAGGCCAGCAGGUCUGGCAGCUUUCAUGGUGAUAUUAUAACAGGGUAUCACAGGGUAUCUUGAUUCAAAUCAAUAGCCCGCUGCAGAAACAUGUCAGGCAUCGUGUCUGAACCCAAAAUAUUAUCACCAAAAUAAUCAGGGACGAAAUAUAACCGCCGCGAGAAAGGACACUGUAUCACCCAAAAUAUCAGCUGAAGGAGAGAAAAAUCACCGCAUCUCAAAAGAAUGUCACUUUGUUUUCAACGCUGCAAAGGGGAUGCUGGCAAAACAAGCACUACAAUAGACUGCGAGAUUUCAUCAAUAAAAGGAUUGUUUGUGUACUAUAGCCCAACUUAAAUUAUUUGGCUUGUCGAACCCUUUCCAGUAAUCAUUUUUUUCUUUUCUUGUAGGUUCGUUUUCUUUGACGUAAACAAAUAGGCUACAAUAGCUUAGGCUAUACCUUGUUAGAUAAAUUAAAUUGAUAAAUAGCUUAUUUGUUUUUAUAUAAUUUACACUAUUUAUUGUAAUAAAGAAUAUUACGAAGAGAUAUUUCUAAUGUGUUUUUUCUGUUUUGUGUAAUCAAAGUUUGUUUCAUACAGAUUUGUAAAAUCUCUGCACUGCGGGCAUCGGAUAACUUAUUUUGAGCUAGGCUCCUUCAUUUUUUGAUUGUAAAUGAAAGCAUUUCAUUAAUUUAAGCAUUGGAUAUUUCAUUACUUGUUUAAAAUAAAAUUAUAUAUUUAUUCGCAA
This is a messenger RNA of Megalobrama amblycephala (Wuchang bream), 3802 nucleotides long. RefSeq names its product growth factor independent 1A transcription repressor b (gene gfi1ab). Gene Ontology annotation, biological process: regulation of transcription by RNA polymerase II. Gene Ontology annotation, cellular component: nucleus. Bases 1697 to 2893 code for a protein of 398 amino acids. The transcript is spliced from 7 exons. The record is from RefSeq and is a predicted model, not a curated record. Lineage: Eukaryota; Metazoa; Chordata; Actinopteri; Cypriniformes; Xenocyprididae. Gene Ontology annotation, molecular function: DNA-binding transcription factor activity, RNA polymerase II-specific; RNA polymerase II cis-regulatory region sequence-specific DNA binding.